Thamnophis sirtalis is the source of this 834-nucleotide messenger RNA. NCBI's taxonomy places the organism in Eukaryota, Metazoa, Chordata, Lepidosauria, Squamata, Natricidae. The record is from RefSeq and is a predicted model, not a curated record.
AUGACUGCAUUGCUUAAUGACAUGAGUUUGGAAACCAAUUGUGAUUUGCCCAUCCCUUCGAAGGCCAAUGGGACCACCAUCUCUUCCCUGACCAUGAACAAGGACACCCUGAUAGGAGGGGUGACCAAUCCAAAUGAAGUCUUCUGCUCCGUUCCUGGACGAUUGUCCCUCCUCAGCUCCACCUCCAAGUACAAAGUGACAGUCGGUGAAGUUCAGAGGAGACUCUCACCCCCAGAAUGUCUCAACGCUUCUCUCCUUGGUGGUGUCCUUCGGCGGGCAAAAUCUAAAAAUGGUGGAAGAUGUUUAAGAGAAAGGUUGGAGAAGAUAGGGUUAAAUCUACCCGCUGGAAGGCGCAAAGCAGCAAACGUCACCUUAUUAACGUCCCUGGUGGAAGGGGAGGCUGUUCACCUCGCUCGAGACUUUGGCUAUGUGUGUGAAACAGAGUUCCCAGCCAAGGCAGCAGCGGAAUAUCUCUGUCGGCAGCAUUCAGAUCCCAGCGAGCUCCACGCCCGGAAAAACAUGCUUUUAGCAACCAAGCAAAUCUGCAAAGAGUUUGCUGAUAUGAUGGCUCAAGAUCGUUCCCCUCUGGGAAACAGCCGCCCGACACUCAUCUUGGAACCUGGCGUUCAAAGCUGCUUGACGCACUUCAGUUUAAUCACCCAUGGUUUUGGAGGGCCGGCGAUCUGCGCGGCGCUGACCGCGUUCCAGAACUACUUGGUGGAGUCCCUCAAGGGGCUUGACAAAAUGUUCAUGAACAGCACAGGCAACGGUCACUCAGUUGGUGACUCCAAAACCUCAGAAAAGGAUGUUAAGCAUCGGAAAUGACCCCUUCUG